Molecule: messenger RNA, 765 nt
Organism: Scheffersomyces coipomensis
Lineage: Eukaryota; Fungi; Ascomycota; Pichiomycetes; Serinales; Debaryomycetaceae
Product: SDR family oxidoreductase
Exons: 2
Coding region: 1-765 (254 amino acids)
Cellular component (GO): intracellular anatomical structure
Molecular function (GO): oxidoreductase activity, acting on NAD(P)H, oxygen as acceptor
Source: RefSeq, a predicted model, not a curated record
AUGUCUCACGUAACCAUAUUAACAGGUGCUUCUAGAGGAAUUGGUAAGGCAAUUGCUGAAAUCCUUUUAUCAACCAAUGAUAACACAAAAUUAAUUGCUGUUGCAAGAUCUGGUGAUAAUUUAAAAGAUAUUGAACAAAAGUUUGGUAGUGAUAGAGUUGGUAUCGUUGUUGGUGAUGUUACUGACCCUGAAACUACUAAGGCUGCUGUAAAGCUUGCAAUUAGCAAAUUUGGUCAAAUCAAUUCAGUCAUAGCCAAUGCUGGUGUUCUUGAUCCAGUUGGUCCAAUUGAAAAAACCGACUUAUCCAAGUGGAAGACAUUAUAUGAUGUGAAUUUCUUUGCCGUUGUUGAUAUCAUUCAACAAUCAUUGGCUGAAUUGAAGAAAACUAACGGUAAUAUCAUUGCUGUUUCAUCUGGAGCAGCAUUAAAGCCUUAUAAUGCCUGGUAUGCUUAUGGUUCUUCCAAAGCAGCUUUGAAUCAUUUGAUUGCAUCAGUGGCUGAAGAAGAAACUGAAGUUAAAGCUCUUUCAAUUGCUCCAGGUGUAGUCGAUACAGCCAUGCAACAGGAUAUUAGAGAAAAGUUUGGUAAAGAUAUGGAAGAAAAAGCAUUAUCAAGAUUCACAGAUUUACAUAAAAAUAAUGAAUUACUUAAACCAGAAACUCCAGCCACAGUAUACGUGAAUUUAGCAUUAAGAGGAUGGUCUGAUGAAGUUAAUGGUAAGUACUUAAGAUUUGACGAUAAGAGCUUAAUCUCCUACACUAAGUAA